Messenger RNA from Apis laboriosa (Himalayan honeybee), 4110 nucleotides. It is a transcript of the gene Hr4, whose product is annotated as hormone receptor 4. The transcript is spliced from 11 exons. Gene Ontology annotation, molecular function: zinc ion binding; sequence-specific DNA binding; DNA-binding transcription factor activity. Gene Ontology annotation, biological process: regulation of DNA-templated transcription. Lineage: Eukaryota; Metazoa; Arthropoda; Insecta; Hymenoptera; Apidae. The record is from RefSeq and is a predicted model, not a curated record. The coding region runs from base 160 to 3207 and encodes 1015 amino acids.
GACGUAACGCGACGAACCUCCCCCCUUAAACACCUGAUCGACGAUCCACGUCAGUGACCUUGUUCAAUACCGUCCAUCGCGGUAAAGGAUUUCGGGACACGCUUUGCCUCCUCCAUCGUUUUUCGUGUUUUGGAUGUCUUAAGCGGAAAAAGAUGAAUUAUGACCCUUACGAGCAGCCCGUGUGAGCUAGACAACAUGAGCUUGUUUCAAGACCUCAAGUUGAAAAGGAGGAAGGUCGACUCCCGAUGUAGUAGCGACGACUCCCCGGUAUCCCUUGGAUCAGCAGGCUCGCCGCUCGGGAUCCAGCCGGCGGACGCUCCUUCACCCAUAAACUUUCCUGCUCCAGGGGAGAGCAUGGCCGACACCUCGACCCUGUCGCCGGAGGCUAACAUGCCGGGCUCGCCGGGCUGCCCCGUGGUCAAAGUGAAGAGCGAGUACCUGCUUGGCAUACCGAGCCCCGGUACGCCGCGUGAUCCUCUCCGCGGGACGGCGAGCGUCGGCUUGGAACAUCCCCGGGAUACACCCUGCUCGGACCGCGCCUCGCCCGACUCGGUCUUCCCGGACGCCGGUUCCAUAGUCGGCUACGCCAGGGUGGUCGAGGAACAGCAACAGCAACACCACCAUCAACAGCACCAACAACAACAACAACAACGUUCCGCUACGCCGACCGUGCCCACCAGGCUGUCGCCGUAUUCGCCCAUGCAGGCGGUGUCCACGACCCCCAUGGCCCAGGAGCAGCCGAGCUCGAGGAGCGACAGCCCCGAGAAGGCCGACUUGUCCUCGGCCCAGACCAAGGAGGAGUCCGACAACUCCGUUUUCGACGGCGGGGGUGGCGGGGGUGGAGGCCGUUCCGAGACCUCCAGUCAACCUAGUCACCGGAGCAGCCCGUCCUCCCAAUACAGCCCCGGCCAGAGUAUGAGCCCCGGCGCGAGCACGACUCACGUUGCCCAACAGCAACAGCAACAGCAGCAGCAGCAGCAGACGGCGAGCCUGAGACCGCGAGUGCCCUCGGUGCCCCCGCACCUCUUGGCCCACCAUCAAUUCUGGUCGCAGAACAACGGCAUACAGGGGUUCGCCACCCAGAGGCUGUUGAACGGUGUGAUCAGCAGCGCCGUGAAUUACGGCCAGACGGUGGCGGUCGCGUCUACGAGUAGCACGACGAGUUUGAGCAGCGGAGCGGGGAGCACAGGGGGCGGGAACGGGGCAACCUCGACGGGCGCGGCGGUAGCGACAGGCGCAGCCACAGGGGCGGCAGCCGCCUCCUCGUGCGAGACGAUGAAACCGCCGGCGCAGAGGCCAGCGCCGGCACCGCCGAGGCCCCCGCCGACCGUGAUAAUGGGGGAGAUCGGGGGGGUGCGGACGAUGAUCUGGUCAGCGCCGCCCCUGGACCCGGUGCCACCGCCGGCGGCCUCGUGGACGGCGACAGCGGCGGCGGCGGCGGCGGCGGCCGCGGCGUCGUGCUCCUCGUCGGAGGAGUCGGCCGCGCAGCUGUUGCUCAACCUCGGGCAGGAGUCGAGGGGGAAAGGGGGGUCGGCGGCGCCGUACGCGUCCGGGCCCCCGCUCAACAUGGAGAGGCUGUGGGCCGGGGACAUGACGCAGUUGCCGGCCGCGCAGCAGAUGCAGGCGCUCAACCUGACCGCGUCGGGAUCCGGGCAGGCGUGGGAGAGGAACGGGGGGGUGGUGAAGUCCGAGGCGGCGGCGGCGUCGCAGCCGAUGUCGGCCGCGCCGCCAGCGCCGCCGAUGCCGGCGCAGGAGCACGAGGAGGACGAGACGCCUAUGAUAUGCAUGAUCUGCGAGGACAAAGCCACCGGACUCCAUUACGGGAUCAUCACGUGCGAGGGGUGUAAAGGCUUCUUCAAAAGAACUGUACAAAAUAGGCGAGUGUACACAUGCGUGGCGGAAGGUGGUUGCGAAAUCACAAAGGCCCAGAGGAACAGGUGUCAGUACUGUCGUUUCAAAAAGUGCAUUGAACAGGGUAUGGUCCUUCAGGCGGUUCGAGAAGAUCGGAUGCCCGGGGGAAGAAAUUCUGGUGCUGUGUAUAACCUUUACAAGGUGAAGUACAAAAAGCACAAGAAAAGUAACAAAACGAGCGGAGUGGGCGGAGGCAUGGGUGGCAUAAGUAGCGGGGGUAACGUUGGCGGUGUUAACGGGUCGGGGUCCCUUGGUGGUAGCAAAAGCGCCAUGGGCUCGACGAUGCUCGACAAGCACAUGGCCGUGGCCGCGGUCGCUCACCAUAGCCAACAGCAGCACGUCCAGCUGGCUGGCGGUUUCCUUCAUCAUCACAAGAUCUCGUCCGCCGACCCCCUCAACUCCCAAUCUACCACCAGUCACUCGAGCCACCCCGCGCAUUCCGGCCACCUGGUCAACGGGACGAUCCUCAAGACGGCGCUCACCAACCCCUCCGAAGUGGUACACUUGAGGCAGAGGCUAGACAACACGGUAAGCAGUUCGAGGGAUCGAUCUUUCCCUUUCGACGCGACUGUCGCCAUGAUCCAGUCCCUCAUAGACUGCGACGAGUUCCAAGAUAUUGCCACGUUGAGGAACUUGGACGAGCUGCUGGACCAUAAAUCAAACUUAAGCGACAAGCUGUGUCAGAUAGGGGACAGUAUAGUGUACAAGUUGGUGCAGUGGACCAAAAGGUUACCGUUUUACCUUGAGCUACCGGUCGAAGUUCACACGACAUUGCUCACACACAAGUGGCACGAGAUCCUCGUGCUGACCACCUCCGCCUACCAGGCGAUACACGGUCAGCACAAGUUCUCCAACGUCGGCAGCGACGCGAUGGGAGCGGAUUUUAUGCAAGAAGUUUCGAACAACAUGUAUACGUUGCAAACGUGCCUAACGAACAUGAUGGGCCGGCCGAUAACCAUGGACCAAUUGCAGCAAGACGUAGGCCUGAUGGUGGAAAAGAUUACGUAUGUCACGUUAAUGUUCAGGAGGGUGAGAUUACGGAUGGAGGAGUACGUCUGUCUGAAAGUAAUCACCAUGCUCUCGCAAGCACGUGGAGGUACGAUGGAAUUAGAACAUCUACAAGAACGGUACAUGAGCUGUCUACGAAGUUUUGUCGAGCACAGCGCCCCACAACAGCCGAAUCGGUUUCACGAUCUUCUCGUCAGGUUGCCCGAAGUACAAUCGGCGGCAGCUCUUCUACUCGAGAGUAAAAUGUUCUACGUUCCUUUCCUAUUGAACUCAACAAUUCAAAGAUAGUAAAUAAAAAACAAACUGACGAUAAACGAAGCUGAAUACCUAUAUAUACAUACUAUACAUAUAAAUAUAUACAUAUAUAUAUAUAUAUAUAGAUAUAUAUAGAUAUAAAUUUAUAUAUACAUAUAUAUAUAUAUACAUAUAUAUAUAUAUAUAUAAAAAUAGAAUCGAACAAACAAAGAGCAAGAGCAAACAAAGAGAUUGGGAAAGAAGGGGGAAAAGCUUUGUUUGCGUAUGUAUAAUAAUUAUAUAAAAAAAAGGUAUAUAUAUAUAUAAAUAAUAUAAAUAAUAUAAAUGUGUGUGUUCGUUGCGUUGUACAAAAACGAAGAAGGUCGAGAAGGGAACGGGGAACCUGUGAAAAGCGUGAUAAAAAAAAAACAGACGAAACAAACGUUAAAAGAGGAGAGGAAGAAAAAAAAGAGACGAAAGAGAUACGAGAAGAAGAAACGAGAAACGAGAAGGAAACGUGAGCGAAAUUUGGGCGAAAAAGAAAGAAAAAAAAAGAAAGAAAGGAAACCGCGAAGGAAAAAAAAAAGGGGAGAGAAUGCUUUAAAUAAGAAGAAAUAAGAAAAAAAGAAAAAAAAGAAGAAAAAAAAAAGGAAAAAAAAAAGAAAAAAGAAGAAAAUUAACGAAAGAAAAUAAUAAAAAAUUCGAGAGAGAGCGAGAGAGCGGGAGAGAAAGAGAGGGAGAGUUAGAGAUAGAGAGAAAGCGCGCCACCUCGAGAUGGGAAAUCAAUCCGAGGAGGGGAACUGAACUUUUUUAUCGAAACUAAAAGACUAUAAUAAUAUAUUUCUGUACGCAGUACCGCGCAACUACGUCAUUGUGUGUUCACGUUGCAUAAUCCGAUCGAUAAUAAGACUCUCGUUACGUACGCUCACUGUAGGCCACCUACUACCACCUACUACU